This is a messenger RNA of Mustela lutreola (European mink), 1098 nucleotides long. It is a transcript of the gene LSM1, whose product is annotated as LSM1 homolog, mRNA degradation associated. The record is from RefSeq and is a predicted model, not a curated record. The coding region runs from base 341 to 742 and encodes 133 amino acids. Gene Ontology annotation, molecular function: RNA cap binding. Gene Ontology annotation, biological process: deadenylation-dependent decapping of nuclear-transcribed mRNA. Gene Ontology annotation, cellular component: P-body; Lsm1-7-Pat1 complex. Lineage: Eukaryota; Metazoa; Chordata; Mammalia; Carnivora; Mustelidae. The transcript is spliced from 4 exons.
CGGCAGCACCGUGUUUCUUAAAAGGGAGAAUACAUUUUCCUUACCAUCUAGUCAGUCUAGAUUCCUCUUCCCCUUUUAUCAGGGAUGGGGAAUGGGUGUCCCGGGACCGCACGGCAGCCCCGCCUCUUCCUGAGGAUGGGCACGUGAUACCGGAAGUGGGUGGGAAUAAUAUGGAGGCGUUUCCGGCAGGCCCCGGCUGCUGAAAGCCGGGGCAGACGUGCUGCUCCCGGUCCGGGUUCUUGUCCCGGUCCCGCCCAGGCGGCGACUGAGGUUUGAGAAAGGAGGUGUCGGACGCGCUGGCCCACCGCCGCUGUACACUGCAGCCUUAUCUCAGCUCAAAAUGAACUAUAUGCCUGGCACCGCCAGCCUCAUAGAGGACAUCGACAAAAAGCAUUUGGUCCUGCUUCGAGAUGGAAGGACGCUCAUAGGUUUUUUAAGAAGCAUUGAUCAAUUUGCUAAUUUAGUGCUACAUCAGACUGUGGAGCGUAUUCAUGUGGGCAAAAAAUACGGUGAUAUUCCUCGAGGGAUUUUUGUGGUCAGAGGAGAAAAUGUUGUCCUACUAGGAGAAAUAGACUUGGAAAAGGAGAGUGACACACCCCUCCAGCAAGUGUCUAUUGAAGAAAUCCUAGAAGAACAAAGGGUAGAACAGCAGACCAAGCAGGAAGCCGAGAAGCUGAAAGUUCAAGCUCUGAAGGAUCGGGGUCUCUCCAUUCCUCGGGCAGAUACUCUUGAUGAGUAUUAAGUCACCUGCUCGGAGGCUAUUGCUCUUGGGGAGCAGGGGCUGUCACCCAAUGAAAAUGACAUCUGGUCACCUUACACAUUUGACUAGAGACUAGAGUUUUGGAAAGUCCUUUUUAUUUUGAAUUCUUUCACAUGUGCAACAUGAAGAAAACACGUGGCUUUUUUUUUUCCUUUUUAAUGACAAAAAUCAUGGUUAAAAAAAAAAAUCAGUGGCAAGGACUCCUUUCACAUACCACUGUGGAGCAGGCAACUACUUCUUUAUAUUGCUCUUCGUGUCCCCAAAUUAGCGUUCACAGAAGACAUUCUUCAUUUACUUGUAAAUAAAAUAAAAGUCUCAAAACUUGUGUUAUUUCCUAA